AUGGGGAGCUACUACGGCGGCUGGUGGUGGCGAGGAAGGCUGUUGGCCGCCGUUGUGGUGGUACUGGCGGCGGCAGAGGUGGUGGCCGGAGGGAAUGUGACGUACGAUGGGAGGUCGUUGAUAGUAGAUGGGGAAAGGAAGGUUCUGUUUUCUGGUUCCAUUCAUUAUCCAAGGAGCACCCCCAAGAUGUGGAGAUCUUUGAUAGAAAAAGCCAAAGAAGGAGGGAUCGACGUUAUUGAGACCUAUGUUUUCUGGAGCCUUCAUGAGCCCAAAUCUGGACACUAUGAUUUCAUUGGAAGAAAUGACUUGGUGAGGUUUAUAAAGGAGGUCCAGGCCCAAGGCCUCUAUGCCUGCCUUCGAAUCGGCCCAUUCAUUGAGAGUGAAUGGACUUAUGGAGGGAUCCCUUUCUGGCUGCAUGACAUCCCGGGCAUUGUCUACAGGACAGAUAACAAGCCCUUUAAGAAUCACAUGCGAAACUUUGUUACCAAAAUAGUGGAAAUGAUGAAGUCGGAGAGUCUGUUCGCUUCGCAAGGUGGCCCCAUAAUCUUAUCACAGAUAGAGAAUGAGUAUGGAAAUGUAGAAGCACCAUUCAAAAAGGGAGGGAAAGCAUAUGUGCAGUGGGCAGCAAAAAUGGCAGUCGAUCUCCAAACUGGAGUCCCCUGGGUGAUGUGCAAGCAACCUGAUGCUCCUGACCCUGUGAUAAACUCAUGCAAUGGGAUGAGAUGUGGAGAAACUUUCACAGGGCCAAACUCCCCAUCCAAGCCAGCACUUUGGACAGAGAAUUGGACAUCCUUCCUGCAGCGGUAUGGAGACGAAACGUACCUAAGAUCGGCUCAAGAUAUCGCCUUCCACACCUUGCUCUUCAUUGUUGCCAAAAAUGGAAGCUUUGUCAAUUACUACAUGUAUCAUGGAGGGACAAAUUUUGGAAGAAGUGGGGCAGCAUACAUGGUGACACAGUACUACGACCAAGCUCCUCUUGAUGAAUAUGGUUUGAUCAGAGAACCGAAAUGGAGCCAUCUUAAAGAGAUGCACGCCGCAGUUAAAUCUUGUUCUUCAGCUUUAGUAAAUGGAGUCCAGAGAAAGAUCUCCCUGGGACAACACCAACAGGCUUAUGUUUAUGAAGACUCGACAGAUGAGGGAAACAAGUGUGCAGCAUUUCUAUUCAACAACGCCACAACCAAUGCAACAGUUGAGUUCAGAAAUGCAAAUUUCGAGCUGCGACCUAGGUCGAUUAGUGUUCUGCCCGAUUGUAAGAAAAUAGCCUUCGACACAGCCAAGGUGAAUGCAGCAAUCAGCAAAAGAAUAGCGACAAAGAGCAAGACUCUGAAAGGUGCAGAGCAUCAAUGGGAGGAAUACAGAGAGGCCAUACCUACUUUCUCAGACACUACAGUGCGAUUCAAUCAGAUAGAGGAGCAAACAAAUAUAACCAAGGAUUCUACUGACUAUCUAUGGUACACGAUGAGCUUCCAACCAAAUUCGGCUUCUUGCACAGAACCAAAACUGCAAGUGAAAUUCCUCUCACACCUUGUUUAUGCUUUUGUCAAUGGGGAAUAUGCAGGAUCAGCUCAUGGGAAUUCAACAGGUCAGAAAAAGGCAGUCUUGGUCGAAGCACCAAUCUCACUAAGUGAAUCGAAGAAUGAUGUUUCUAUACUAAGUGUUAUGGUGGGACUAUGGGAUUCUGGAGCUUUCAUGGAGAAGAGAUACGCAGGACUAACUAAGGUAGAAAUUCAAUGCAAAGAGACUACACACAAUGUCACAAGUGAUGAAUGGGGCUAUCAGGUUGGUUUUCAAGGAGAGAGCUUAGGGAUAUACACACAAGAGAAUACAGAUAAAGUCAAAUGGAAUCCAAUCUCUGAUUCUUCAUCAGCAAACGAUGAUCCGUCACCCAGAUGGUUUAGAACAAAAUUUGAUGCACCUAAGGGAGAUGAGCCAGUGGCAUUGAACCUAACCAGUAUGGGAAAAGGUCAAGUAUGGGUGAAUGGAGAGAGCAUUGGGCGCUAUUGGAUGACAAUUAAGACAAAGCAAGGAAAUCCUUCUCAGACACUGUACCAUGUUCCUAGGGAGUUCCUAAACACAUCAGACAAUCUACUGGUAAUACUGGAAGAAUCCAAUGGGGAUCCACUCCAAAUUACAGUUCGUACAGUAUCAAUUACCCAAUUGCUACACCCAAGAUCAAGACAUUCAACUAUCAGAUGA
Messenger RNA from Linum trigynum, 2196 nucleotides. Lineage: Eukaryota; Viridiplantae; Streptophyta; Magnoliopsida; Malpighiales; Linaceae. The record is from the annotation of a GenBank genome assembly.